This is a messenger RNA of Aspergillus novofumigatus IBT 16806, 741 nucleotides long. RefSeq names its product caleosin family protein. The record is from RefSeq and is a predicted model, not a curated record. Gene Ontology annotation, molecular function: calcium ion binding; monooxygenase activity. The coding region runs from base 1 to 741 and encodes 246 amino acids. Lineage: Eukaryota; Fungi; Ascomycota; Eurotiomycetes; Eurotiales; Aspergillaceae. The transcript is spliced from 7 exons.
AUGCCCAGCGUCCCAGACCUCAUCCCCGAAUCCGACCUCAACGACUCCCAAAUCCAAACAACUGCCCCAAACUGCCCCGUCACAUCGGAACCCUCCAUCCCUAACCCAGCCGUCGCGCGCGCCAACGCCGCCAUCUCAAUCGACAAACCCAAUGGCGACGCAGACUACAUUGCCAAAUACGGCGACUUCACCCCACUACAACAACACGUCCUCUUCUGGGACCGCGAUCACGACGGCCAGAUCUACCCGCUGGACACCUACAACGGCUUCCGGGAGCUAGGCUUCAACAUCCUCUUCUCACUGCUGGCGGUGCUGAUCAUCAAUUUGAAUUUCUCGUAUCCGACGCGGUUAGCGCAUUCGGUUAUCCCGGAUUUGUGGUUUAGGGUUUAUGUUGACAGCAUAUACAAAGCUAAGCAUGGAUCUGAUAGCGGGACGUAUGAUCCUGAAGGACGGUUCAUCCCGCAGCAUUUCGAGGAUAUGUUUGCCAAGUAUGAUCGGGAUCAAGACGGGGCGUUGACCCUGGGAGAGCUGUUUGAGAUGAUGCAUGGGAAUCGGUGUGCGGUGGAUCCGUUUGGGUGGGGUGCUGCGUUCUUUGAAUGGGGGACCACAUGGCUAUUGAUUCAGCGUGAUGGACGGGUUUACAAGGAGGAUUUGAGGGGGUUUAUGAUGUAUGGAUCGAUAUUCUGGAAGAUCCGUGAAGAGAGGAAGAAGGGGGGUUGGAAGCAGGUCAAGAUGUACUGA